UGGCAUUGUGUUUGUGGGUUCUCCUGUACGAGAAGAAGCCGCCUCUUUUGCCACCUGCCCAAUCUUGCAGCAGCCAAAGACGCUUGGAAAUUGCUGCAGAGGAGGUGCCGGGCAGGGAAAACCGGCUUGCGAAAAAACCCUUUUAUUUAUUCCCUGCCUCUGUCUAAGCCUUGCAAAAAAGGGAAAUCCUAAUACACUUCCAUCCUCUUUAUUGAUCCUGCAAUCCCUCCUUUUUCUUUACAGGCACCCGAUCCUCCUAUCCGAAGAAUUUGAUGCAAGAGUUGAUCAAGCUCAAGGGGAAAAGGGACAACUUAAGGCAGAUGACAAGACACUGCAGCUGACAAACCUGGUCAUACCUGCAAGAAUAUUUCUCUUCUCCCGGAAAACAUGGCAGAGGCACCAGCCGGUUUUGGGAAGGUGGUUCUUUUCCACCAAGGAGCGCCAGGAGGACUCACCUACCGCAUCCCAGCGUUGCUGUACCUGCCGUCUGAAUCCGCUUUCCUGGCCUUUGCGGAAGAACGCUCCUCGCCCAGAGACGAAGAUGCCAGGUUCCUGGUGAUGCGGCGAGGGCAAAAGCAAGGAACGUCCGUCCAGUGGGGUCCGCAGGAAUCUCUGAUGACGGCCACAUUGCCAGGCCACCGCACUAUGAACCCUUGCCCACUGUACGAGAGGAGCAGCCGGACCGUGUUCCUCUUCUUUAUCUGUGUCCAGACCGAAGUGACGGAGCAGCAGCAGCUCAGAAGAGGGAAAAACGCCGCCAGGCUGUGUUACGUCUCGAGCCGAGAUGGAGGCCGGACAUGGAGCCAGACCACGGACCUGACCGAAAAGGCCAUUACGGAUAACCUGAGGAGAUGGGCCACUUUCGCCGUUGGGCCGGGCCAUGGCCUCCAGUUGAGCUCGGGCCGAUUGGUGGUCCCGGCAUACGCUUAUUAUAUCCACCGGCGUUGCUUUGGGCAUCCGCUCACCGUCUGGACAAAACCCCAUUCUUUCAUGUUCUACAGUGAUGAUGGUGGGAGGAACUGGUCCCAGGGCCGGCUCCUCAGGGCCGUGCGGACAUCGGAAUGCCAGGUUGCUGAACUGACCGGCCAGGAUAAUCGCCCCGUGUUGUACUGUAAUGCCCGGAGUCCCGACAGGUACCGGGCAGAGGCCUUCAGUGCAGAUCAUGGAGAGUUCUUUGAUGAAUCCUUUUUCUCUGAGGAGUUGUGUGAACCUCCCAAUGGAUGCCAGGGCAGCGUCAUGAGCUUUUCGCCCAUGGCAGAGCUAGGCGUCCAUCCCUCCUCAGCUUCCUAUGAGAACACAAAGCAAUGGCUGAUCUUCUCCCACCCCACAAACAAGCGCCAUCGCCUGGACCUGGGCAUCUACUUGAACAUGUCCCCCAUGGAGAAGGGCUCCUGGAAAGGCCCUUGGGUGCUGAACAAAGGGCCCAGCGGCUAUUCGGACCUGGCCGUGUGCAAGGAGAGGAAGUCUCUGCUCUUUGGUUGCUUGUUUGAGUGUGGAGCAGCUAAUUCUUAUGAAGAAAUUGCCUUCAAGCUCUUCACUGAUGCUGAGCUUUUGAGGGAAGGGCGAUUCUGAGCUGAGUCUCCUCAGAGUUGCAAGUCAUCAUUAUCAUCAUCAUCAUUAUCAUCAUCACCAUCACCAUCAUCAUUAUCAUCAUCAUCACCAUCACCAUCAUCAUUAUCAUCACCAUCAUCAUCACCAUCACCAUCAUCAUCACCAUCACCAUCAUCAUCAUUAUCAUCAUCAUCAUCAUUAUCAUCAUCAUCAUCAUCAUUAUCAUCAUCACCAUCACCAUAGGGGUCACUUGUGGCCAAGUAUGAUCGUCUUCCAAGGGUAGAGUGCAGGUGCCCCCAAAUUGAACACAAAGAUAUUUCAAAGACCCCAAGGACCAUCCAGUCCAGUCCCAUUGUGUCAAGUACACACAAUUGAAGCACUCCCUUAGCAGAUGGCCACCCAGCCUUUGCUUAAAAACCUUCAGAGAAAGAGAUCCCUAUCAGCACAAACCACUGAUGAACAAUUACCAUCAUGAAUUGUUUCCUAAUGUUUGUUUGGGAUCUCUUUUCCUGCAAUUUGAAUCCAUUUCUGCAUUGUAUCUUAGUUUCUGGAGCACCAGAAAACAAGCCUUGCUCCCUUCUCAAUAUGACAACCUCUCAAAGACUUAAACGAGGCUUUCAUGUCCCCCCUCAUUCAUCUCAUCUCCGACCUAAACAAAUAAAUAAUAAUAAGAAUAAGAAUAAGAAUAAUAAUAAUACUUGAACUUCAAAGAUUCUGGCAGAAACCAGUACAGGUGGUCCCGGUGGUGAUUGGCACAUUGGGUGCCGUGCCAAAAGAUCUCAUCCGGCAUUUGGAAACAAUAGACAUUGACAAAAUUAUGAUCUGCCAACUGCAAAAGGCCACCCUACUGGGAUCUGUGCGCAUCAUCCGAAAAUACAUCACACAGUCCUAGACACUUGGGAAGUGUUCGACUUGUGAUUUUGUGAUACGAAAUCCAGCAUGUCUAUCUUGUUUGCUGUGACAUAAUAAAAUAAUACUUUAUUCUUAUAUCCCGCCCCAUCCCCGCAAGGGGACUCAGAGCAGCUUACAAAGGGACCAUGCUCAAACAAUAUAAAAAUACAACAGUAAAAACAAAUCCAAACACAGCAAUAAAUACAUCCAAAAAAAAAAGCAUACAACAACAACAAUUUAAAAACAAUUAAAACAUGUUCAAUGCCCUGUAGCAGUAUAGUUGGUGCUUCAAAUCCAGUGCACUAAGCUGCGCUUCAUAGGGAUUCAAAGUUUCCAGACUUUUUAUUAUUUUGGUUGCCCUUCUCUUCCACUGGUCUAUAUCAUGCUUGCUUUGUGGUGCCCAGAACUGGACACAGAAGCACCUAUGUUUUUGCAUUCAUGUUUUUUCAAAGAUGGGGAAUGCCUAUUUUCCUCUUUAUUACUUAUCAACCAAGUGACCAGUGAUAAAGCAAAGGCAUUACAAAAACAGGGAACAUUUUUUGGUCCAGCGGCUCGACUAUGGGCUAUGCCAGUGGAGAUCAAAUUGGAUGAGACCAGCCCAUUCUAUCAUUUAUGCAAUCUGUUAUACUUUUAACCAACUUCUUCUGGAAUUCCCUUUUCUUCACAACCACUACAAAUAUAUUGACUCUGUCCAGUUAUCAAUCUGCCAAAGCAACCACAUUUACACACUUUCCUUUACACACAUUCUUCCCAUUUCUCACACUAUGUGGGCCGGGCUAGCACAGUGGGUUAAACUGCCAGGCUAUAGAAGAUCCUGCCGAACGGAAGAUUGGCAGUUCAAGCCUGGGUCGGGGUGAGCUCCCGCCAUCAGCUCAACUUCUGCUCACCUAGCAGUUCGAAAACAACAAUGUAAGUAGAUAAAUAGGUACCACUUUGGCGGGGAGGUAAAAGGUGUCCUGAAAACAUGCCGGCAAAAUCUGACAAGAAAAGGCGUUCAUGGACGAAAGGCUCCUCGGCGUGGGAAAUGAAACAACAGCACGUCUCCAUGGCCAAGUCGAGCUCAGCCGGAUGCUAAGAUGAAAAGAGGAAAGCCUGGCUUCUGUUUAUGUACUGUCUGUCUUUGUUAUUGAUUGUAUAACGGCAUUGAAUGUUUGCCAUAUAUGUACCUGUAAUCCGCUCUGAAUCUCCUUGGGGAGAUAGAGCGGAAUAUAAAUAAAGUAUAUUAUUAUUAUUA
Messenger RNA from Anolis carolinensis (green anole), 3676 nucleotides. RefSeq names its product sialidase-3. Gene Ontology annotation, molecular function: exo-alpha-sialidase activity. Gene Ontology annotation, biological process: oligosaccharide catabolic process; ganglioside catabolic process. NCBI's taxonomy places the organism in Eukaryota, Metazoa, Chordata, Lepidosauria, Squamata, Anolidae. The record is from RefSeq and is a predicted model, not a curated record. Gene Ontology annotation, cellular component: membrane; cytoplasm; intracellular membrane-bounded organelle. The coding region runs from base 388 to 1572 and encodes 394 amino acids. The transcript is spliced from 4 exons.